Molecule: messenger RNA, 426 nt
Organism: Osmia bicornis bicornis
Lineage: Eukaryota; Metazoa; Arthropoda; Insecta; Hymenoptera; Megachilidae
Exons: 2
Coding region: 1-426 (141 amino acids)
Source: RefSeq, a predicted model, not a curated record
AUGUAUGAACAACCGGAGUUCGUUACACCAUGGGUUCAAAUGCGGGCGACGGAAGAGUGCAUGGUGAAAGAGGCAAAACAGUAUCCCAUGUUGGAACCAUUCGCUCCCCGCCACUCGAUUUCGUACUUCAACAAUAACAAAGAAGACAGUACAAGAUCGGCGUACGAACGUCUUCACAGUGGCGUUUUCGAUCCUAGUAAAGCAAGAUGCGAUCGUACUAAGCCCAGCCUUUACUGGCUGGAGAUCUCGAACGAGAACAAAGGUCACAAGGUCCCAAUGACUACUAAUCUCUGGUACGGUCGACCGAACAGGGUCCAAGUCGAUUUCCCCGAGAAGAAAUUCAAUCGAUCGAACAAAAUGCGAGAGUUCUACAGCCGGAAAUUCCGUCUAAUCGAUGAGGACGAACGGAAAGUCGUGGUCUGCUAG